This is a messenger RNA of Boleophthalmus pectinirostris (great blue-spotted mudskipper), 3133 nucleotides long. RefSeq names its product RING1 and YY1 binding protein b (gene rybpb). The transcript has 5 exons. The coding region runs from base 133 to 930 and encodes 265 amino acids. Gene Ontology annotation, biological process: positive regulation of DNA-templated transcription. Lineage: Eukaryota; Metazoa; Chordata; Actinopteri; Gobiiformes; Gobiidae. Gene Ontology annotation, cellular component: nucleus. Gene Ontology annotation, molecular function: transcription coregulator activity; DNA binding. The record is from RefSeq and is a predicted model, not a curated record.
GCCUCGAAGCCAGCGCUGAGUGGAGCCUGUCUGCCAACAGCUUCAGCAGCGGCUCGAUCUGGAUCCUACUAUAUUCACUGACAAUUAAAGGAGGCCCCCUUUUCUUCUUAUUCCUGUGGACUAGUCUUCACCAUGGGCGACAAAAAGAGCCCUACCAGGCCAAAAAGACAAGCCAAACAGGCGGCUGACGACGGAUACUGGGACUGUAGCGUGUGCACCUUCAGGAACACAGCCGAGGCGUUUAAAUGCAGCAUCUGCGAUGUGAGGAAGGGCACAUCCACAAGGAAACCCAGGAUCAACUCCCAACUGGUGGCUCAGCAGGUGGCCCAGCAGUUCCCCAUGCCCCCGCCGGCCAAGAAGGAGCGGAGGGAAAGAGGCGAGGGGCGCUUUGACAAGGAGAGGCCCGACGGAGAAGGAGAGAGGGAGCGGCGGCCCGAGCUCGAUCGCCCCGAGACGGUGAGGCCCGAGGGAGACUCCACAGACAAAGAGUGCAGCGACAAGGAGCAGCCGAUCAAAGAGAAGCCCGACCGAGAGAAGGACAUCACCCCCGCCAUCACCAAGAAGCCUGGCAGUAAAAAGACCAGACCCAAAACAGAGCACCAGAGCCCCCCCAGCGACAAACACAGUAUACAGUCUGGGAAGUCGGUGACCAAGACCAACAAGAACGCACACAUUUGCAGGCCCAAGCUGAAGAACAUCGACCGGAGCACGGCACAGCAGCUGGCCAUCACCGUGGGCAACGUUACGGUGAUCAUUACAGACUUUAAGGAGAAGACGCGCUCCUCCUCCACCUCCUCCUCCACCAUCACCUCCAGCACCGCAUCUGAACAGCAGCACCAGAGCUCUGGCUCCGAGAGCAUGGACAAGGGCUCGUCACGCGCCUCCACGCCCAAGGGCGAUCUGUCAAUGGGGCACGAUGAGUCCUUCUGAAGCCCCGCCCCCCCCUCUGGCCCCUCCCACUCCACCUGUUUUUCUUUUACAUUUUGGACCGUAUGGAUCUCAGUGGGGAGCACAUUCACAUGCCUCUAUUCCACGACUUGUCUGGACGCAGCAAGGGUUUGUGGUUAAAGGAGAGACUAAAGGAGUAUCCCCCUUCCCCAUCCCGCAGUAGCAUCCAGACUCUUGUAUGUAUUGUUUUAUAUUUGUAUGUGGAUGUCAGGCCAAUUUUUUUGUUUUGUUUUUGUAAAGAAGAUUUCUCCGCUGGGCACAAUAACCACCACCAUUUGAACUCUUAUUAUUCCCUUAUUUAUUACCUGUUGCACCUGUAUACUUUGAUCUUCUCUUUUCCUUGACGCUUUGUUGUGUAGCGCCGCCAACCGUCCGCUCUUGAGUGUUUGACAGCGGAGAUACAGACACGCCCACACGCUCUGGUGCUAGAUACACUGUGAAAAAGCCUUGGAGACCUACGGGAGUCACGGAGUUUCAAAUGGAACGCGACGGAGCUGGUCUCACUGCUGGCACCAAAAGACACUGCCGCUGUUUGUGGAAGCCGCUCACAUAUCCACUAUCCUGUCUCUUAUCUGUACAGUGUAGGCUGUUGUGAUAACACUAACGCUCUCCAUGUCUCUGCAUUCCUCAAUCGCUCCUUCUCGGGCUGUUUUUUGGUUUCUGUUGUGACUGAGGGAUGGUUCCACGCAGUUCCACUUUGGCGAAACCCUGUUGAACUGUAAAAUAGACCGUUGUAUCCAAACUCGUGUGGAUUUCUUCUUUUAUUUGUGGUCCUCGUGACGGCUUUUGUUCUCAACAUCCCUCAAAGCAAGUGCAGACAGACAAUUCAAUCCACAUUUGUUUUCUGUGUUUUAAUUAAUUUAAGACUCCUGUCAUUGAAGGCAAAAAAAACUUGUAAUUUCUAGUUGAUAGAAUGCGACUUUUAGGGCAGCAAGGAUUAUUUAAGGAUUUUAAUUCACUUGUCAACUUAGCUGAUCCCACCUAAUUUCCUUUUACUGUAUGAAAUUGUAUAAAGAAUAAAUGUGUAUAUGAUAUCUUUUAUUUAUUGAAGGACCAAAGGUAUUUCAUAAUGACAUGAUACAUAGACAGAUGAAUAACAAUUUGAAAUGCAAUUAUCUGUGAGAUGAAUAUCCAUUUAAUAAAGACUAAUAUAAUCCAUGUAAACGGUGUUCUUAUUGUGCAUUCAUCUUUGGAGAAGGCGUCCCUGGAGGCUGUGGGUCCCCUGGUCACACUGAGACCCUAACAGAGCAAGUUCCCUAAAGUAUGCAAUGUCCUGGAGAGACAACUCCCUGCUCUAAAUUUCUAUGUAACUAAAUGUGUAAUUAAAUGUUAUAAUGGCCGAGAAUCGGUGUUUGAAGUGAGGAAAGGCGAUGGGAAGCGUUUUGGAAUUUCUACUGAAAAUCCCCCCCCCCCCCCCUUUCUAAUGCAAUCUGUGGCCACGUGAGCCAUGUGUACACCUGCCUUAUCUGCCACCACUUGACUGAGUACUCAACACUACUCCAACAGCUCUUUUAUUAAUAUUAUUGACAAAAUGGUCAUUUGCUGCGUAUAUGAAUUAAUGCUUGUAAAUAGAAUUAUUAAAGGUGCAACACUAUGAUGGCAAAAUGGCAUUUGGAGCUCAGUUCUUUUUGUUUCCUUUUCCCGCGCAAGCAGUUCUGUUCUUGUGUGCGACCAGUAACCUUAAUUUACUGUGUAAAGAUGGUUACAUUUUUUAGCUUUGUUUGUCAGAGACCCAAAUAUAGAAUGCUUGUUUACUGACUGUAUAAUCUUAACUGUGAAGUGUAUAAUACAAACUCAUUUCUUCCUAUAACAAUGUCUUGUACAAUGCUUUUCAAGUUACUGCUUGGUUAAAAAAUGACAAAAAAAAAAAGUUGUAGGGACGGUAAAAUAAUCCAUCUUUUGUUUAAUCCAGUCUUUAUUUGAUCUGUUAUUUUGAUUUUCUAGCUGAUGUGUCAUUGUUUCCCUUGUGAAAUGGUCACAUUCUGUUUCUGGGUGAAAAUGUGCAACAUUUUCUGCAGACCACAGCUCCUUGUCCUGCUUCUGAUGUUAAAAUACUACAUGUUUUGGGGCAUGUGCACGACUUUGCGCUUAUAGGCUAUCCUCAGUUUCCUCCGCUUCAACUAGAAAUGUCUAUUUAUGAAUUUUGCUUGUAGUUUUUCACAAAUAAAUCUGUCAAAGUUAUGUA